Molecule: messenger RNA, 3953 nt
Organism: Stegostoma tigrinum
Lineage: Eukaryota; Metazoa; Chordata; Chondrichthyes; Orectolobiformes; Stegostomatidae
Product: NACHT, LRR and PYD domains-containing protein 3-like
Exons: 11
Coding region: 18-3098 (1026 amino acids)
Cellular component (GO): cytoplasm
Molecular function (GO): protein binding
Source: RefSeq, a predicted model, not a curated record
GGCCCGGCGGACGUUCAAUGCGCCUGCGUGGUAGCGGGGCCGGGGAUUCAGAAGAAACCCCUUCAGUGAAACGAUUGCCAGUCCGUGUGGUCCGAGCGCAGCUACUUGAAGGAGUAAAGAUGGAGGUUUCGACAGAACCAAGCCCGGCACAACAGGGACCAGGCCCUACGGUUCAGGACCUGGAAACACCUGUCAGUGUUGUACCUGAAGUUCCAGAAGGUUCAAACAGCGAAGAGGAUCCAUCCCCACCAAAAAAAAUGAAAUUGGACACAGAUUCCGGUUCUGCUUUCGUUGAGCGCUUGAAAAAGUGCGACGAUCACCAGCUGUUCCAGUUGAUAAAAUUCUACCAGGACAGACUAGAAGAGGUGAUCGAAGAAGGAACAGAGGGACUCAGUCUCAUGCUUAAAGAAAAGGGAUGUUUCAGUGACCAAGAGCAUCACAAAGUCACUGAGCUCUUGGAAAAGGGAAACCAAGCAGACAGUUCCAAACUUCUUUUAAAUCUGGUGAUGGAGAAAGGCUCUCAAGCAAGGAGGAUGAUGUGGGAGUUCUUUGCGAAACAAUGCGAUGAGCAUCCAAAGUUAGAUAAAAUGUUGAAAGAAUUAGAAGACCUUGGAUCUGAUUCAUUCGAUUGCAUGAACAUUGGCCAAGAUUUAACUGAAAUGCCCAGCCAACUGAAAGAUGCUGAAGUGAAGCACAAAGAAGGGCUGCGGGAACAGACUGAAUUGCUGAGAGUGAAUUCGACUUUGAAGAAGGAGAAGGUGAAGAUUUUCCAGCUGGUUGAUCAUUAUGCCGAGCUGUCGAUCAUUUGUACGCCACGGGAUGUCCAGCUUGUGGAACACGAGCUGCUGGCAAGAAGCCGAGAGCACGAUGUGUGGAGGGAGAAACAUCUCCGCAAAGAAAUGACUAAAAUCCAACCUGAUCAGCUGUUCCAGGCCAAUUCUCCUGCAUCCCAAAACAAACCUGGGAUCUCGUCAGCACUUAGUGGAGUCCAAGGCAUUGGAAAGACAACAAUGGUACAAAAAAUUGUUUAUGACUGGGCCACAGAGAAAAUGUACCAGCAAUUUCAAUUUGUGUUCAGUUUUAAAUUCCGGGACUUGAACUCUAUUAACUGCACGAUAAACUUGAGGGAUCUUAUUCUUACUUUCUAUCCCUACUUUGGGAAUGUUCUGGGGGAGCUCUGGAAGAGUCCAGAAGGAUUGCUGUUUAUAUUUGACGGCUUGGACGAAUUUAACGGCAGUCUCAACUUUGACAAUCCAAAAAUGAUGGAACCUCAGACGUUCUGUGCAGAUCCGGAGUUCCAGUGUGAGGUGUCUGAAAUUGUGUGCAGCUUAAUCCAGCACAGGCUGCUCCCAGGAUGUUCAGUUCUGGUGACCAGCCGUCCCACGGCAUUGUAUUUGUUGGAAAAGGCGGGGAUCGGUGUCUGGGCUGAAAUCCUGGGAAUGGUUUGUGAUGAGCGGAAGGAAUACUUCAACAAGAUUUUUGAAGAUCAGGCUGUGGCAGCAGCUGUUGUCAGACACUUACAGGAGAAUGAGAUCCUGUAUCCCCUGAGCUACAACCCUUCUUACUGCUGGAUCCUUGGUUUAUCACUGGGUCCCUUCUUCACACAAGGAGAUGGGACGCAGCAGGAAAUUCCCAAGACCAUCACCCAGUUGUACUCUCACUAUAUUUGCAACAUGCUGAAAAGCCAUGGCCAGCAGAUUGAAAACCUCCGUGAUGUGUUUCUGAAGCUUGGUGAGAUGGCCUUUGCAGGGAUUUCAGAGAAGAAGGGUGUUUUUAGAAGUGAAGACUUGAUCAAAUACAAUUUGCAACCUUCCCAAUUCCUGUCUGGGUUCCUGAUGGAUCUUUUGGGAAGAGAUGAAUCUGCACAGAGUGUGGUGCAUGCAUUCCCACAUCUCACCAUCCAAGAGUUUGUGGCUGCACUCGCACAGUUCCUGACUCCCGAACCAAAGGACAUUGUGAAGCUCCUCAAUGAAGCUCAAAGCAAGGAAGGCGGGAGGUUUGAGAUUUUUCUCCGUUUUGUUGCUGGCCUCUCCUCUCCGCAAUCAGCUCAGCCCCUGGAGGAGUUUUUGGGUCCGUUUCUUAAACAGACAACCUCCCGAGUGACGGACUGGGUGAAGGAGAAGGUUAAUGGACAGCUUGUAAACACAAAGAAUAAAAUAGGGAAAAGGAACCAUAUGAAUACGCUACACUACUUGGCUGAGUCUCAGAAUAAGGUGCUGGCUCAGUCCACAGUCGGAUCUGUAGAGACAUUUAAGUUUUGUGGGUUGCGACUGACCCCAGUUGACUGUGUUGUCUUGUCUCAUGUCAUUGGACUCUGCAAUACAAUAAAACACCUCAAUCUGGAGAACUGCUUCAUCCAGUAUGAAGGAUUACAGCGACUGGGCCACAUAGUACACAAAUGCCGCGAGUUGAGAUUGGGGCGAAAUAAGCUAGGAGAUCCAGGAGUUAAAUUGCUUGCUGCAGCUCUGAUGGACCAAGACUGCAAAAUACAGAAACUGGAGCUGAAGAGUAACGCUCUCACAGAUUCUUGUGCUGAGGAUCUUGCCUCUGCUCUUGUUACAAACCAGACGUUGGUGAUUUUGUCCUUGAGUAAUAACAAACUGGGCGAUUCAGGAGUCAAACUGCUAUCAGUGGCUUUGAAGAACCCGGACUGUAAAAUACAGACGUUAGUGCUGAAGAAUAACUCACUGACAAAUUCUUGUACUGAAGAUCUAGCCUCCACUCUCAGCACAAACCGGUCAUUAACGGACCUGAUCCUGGGUGGGAAUAAGCUAGGUGAUUCAGGAGUGAAACUGUUGUCUGCAGCUCUGAGGAGCCCAGACUGCAAAAUUCAGAAGCUGCUGCUAUGGGAUGUUGGAAUCACUGAUUCUUGUACGGAAGAUCUAAUAUCUGCUCUCAGCAUGAAUCGAAUUCUGACGGACCUGAACCUGGGAUCAAAUGCCUUCACAGAUCGUUCGGUCCCUGCUUUCUCCCAGCUCAUACAGACCUGCAGGAGUCUGAAGUGGAUCUGGCUGGGGCGAAACCGGUUCAGUCCGAGCAAAAAGAGACACCUCAAGUUGCUGCAGAAUUCCAGACCAGGACUGAGCGUCGAAGUCUGAACAUUUUAUUUUGUAGUUGUAACUGGUCUUGUUAUGUGAACAGUUUUGGCCGAUCUUCUGUCCCUCCCCUUUAAUCGGCCACUGUCCGGGAUUAGAUCUACUUGGCUGUUUGCUCGAGCCAAACAAGUGUUGUCCACCCCACCUUCCCCCUGUUGUGAUGCCAGGGGUGCAGGGUCACGGGAGUGAGUCACCUGGCACCAGGGCUCUGCUUUUGCAGGGUUUCCGGGCUUGAAUGUUCUGUACUUCAACCUCUGAGGAAAUGUGUGGUCAGGAAGUGUCCGACAUGGGACUUAGUCUGGCCUGAAAUAUGAUACUCAGUAUUUCUGGGUUUUUAUAUACAUUAACAGUGUCUACGCUCAGUACCCAUCUCCGGUGAAUAUGAGCGAAUUGAGAAUAGGAAUAGGAUAUAUUCAGCUGGGAUGAUUCCAGCUUCCAAAAGCGGCCGAGCAUCCUAUGUCAGAUCACCCCAAGCUGGGUCCACAAGCAGAGAGGAGAAAUUUGCAAACUGCCAGAUGGGAACCUGCUGUGGGUGUUUGUAGUUUUUAAGCACCCUGAUCUUCCCGCAGUUCCGGUGCCAACAUGGGAACUGGUGUUAGCCAAGGCAAUUUAACUUUGCCGAAUACAGUGGACUGAAUUUUAAAGCAGAUUCAUUGUGGAUUAUGAGAUUUUCAAAAAGAGCUGAUGAUUCCUGUGGAACAUUCUGCGAAAAUGGAGGUACUGAUGAAGGGAUUUGUAUUAACCAUAUUUACGUGGCUUCAUAUAAUGAUGCACGCUUGGAAAUGUUUCUAACUUUGUUAAACCUCACCUCUGCAUCACGGCUUCCUGGAUUCAAUAAAGAAAGAACUGGUAACAGUG